Molecule: messenger RNA, 3198 nt
Organism: Gryllus bimaculatus (two-spotted cricket)
Lineage: Eukaryota; Metazoa; Arthropoda; Insecta; Orthoptera; Gryllidae
Source: the annotation of a GenBank genome assembly
CCCUCGCCCUCCGCCCCGGGCCCCGGGCCGCGCUUCAAGCUGCUGCGCGAGGGCGACGUGCAGCUGUGCUACCUCAACCACACGCGCACCGUCAUCAGCAAGAUCCUCAGCUCCAAGUUCCUGCGGCGCUGGGAGACCCACCGCCUCUACCUGAACGACGCCUGCAUCUCCUCCAAGACGCCGUCGGGCUUCAUGGAGCGGUCGGUGCCGUACUCGAGCGUGGAGGAGCUGUGCGUGGUGGCGCGCUGGGACGCGGGCCAUCGCUUCUGCGUGCGCCUCGUCGUGCAGGAUGGCUCGCUGCUGCUGCAGGCAAACAACGCUUACAUGAGAGACCAAUGGUAUCACUCCAUCCUGUGGAAGAAAAGCAUUUUCAAGUACCGCAACAUACUGAAGAAGUCGACCCGCCCGGAGGUGGUGCUGAAGGAACUGAAGAGCCUGGUGGAGCUGGCGACGAGCACGCCGCUGCAGGACGAGUGCGUGACAAACGCCCCCAUGGAGAUCGUGUCGCGCCUGCUGGAGGAGGACGAGGCGUGGACUAGCCGCGGCGGCAGCGAGCAGCUGACGGCGACGCUGGCGCCCCUGCUGGCCAACACGGCGCCGUCGCCCGCGCUGUGCCGCUUCUUCUCGCGCCACUGCGCCGCGCACCCGCGCUCCCCGGCGGUGGCCGAGCGGCUCACGCCCGUCGCGCAGCGCAUCCUCAAGCACAACGUGGAUUUCGGCAAAUUUCCACACAUGCGGAGGCUGGUCCAAGACUACAUCUGUGCCCUUCAUAUGCAGAAUGGAGGAGAUGAAGUCCUCCGCCGGUUUGUGGCAAGUAUUCAUGGGCCUGGAAGCAGCUGUCCUCAUCCACGGGUUCUGCCAAAUCUUGUUGCUGUAUGCUUGGCAGCAGUGUUCUCGAGUUUUGAGGAGCGACGUUCAAUUGAAGCACGUAAUGAAACUCAAGGCCUAGUUUUGGAACAUGCAGAUUGUCAGCUACAGUGUUAUCUCAGUGUGCUUCUCACUGUAAUGCUGGAUUUAGUUGAAAAAAAUCUUUGUUACAGUUCUGAGUACGAUGACUGGCGACCUGGUCUUGCUCAGCUUCUCCAGCCUAUUCCCUUUCCUGAUGACGCUCUUGCUCAUGAGCCUUUCAUUCGGAGUUUUAUGCCAGUCAUGGAGCGUAUUGGAAAAGAUUCACGAUGCGAAGUUCACCAAUUAGUCUUAGGUAUUCGUGAAGGCAAAGAAGGCUGGUUUCAUGUAUACUGCCCUUCCAGUUUGGCUUGUGUUGAUGAAGGGGAACUUUGGUGUUCAAUGCUGGAAAUUUUGCUUCACUGCUGUUGUCGACGCAAGAGAUUUCUUGUGCAACUGGCAAAGCGGCUUGGGGCGUGUCUCCUAUUAGCCUUACGGGAUCACACUGUGGCCCAAGAGGCUUUGUGCCUAAUGUUAGAGUGGGAAUUACUGACCCAGGAAGAUCAGAAAAUGCAGGUGGUCACCACCCUUCGGAGUACAGCUUCAGGUCGAGAGCAUUAUGCUGCCUUGUGUCGAAGACAAAUGCAUCUUAAAGAACUGCAGCAGCAGAAAGGUGGGCCUCGUAAACUCACCCUUCCCAGCAGGUCAACAGAUGCAGACAUUGCUCGACUUUUGAGUUGUGGUUCCUUUGGAAACUUAGAGUGCCUGAGCUUGGCUUUCACACAUGUCACCAGUGCCUGUGCAGAACAGCUCAUAAAGUUGCCUUCUCUUCGCUACCUCAACUUGUGGGCCACACAGUUUGGUGACUCUGGGCUGCUGAUGAUCUCCGAGCACCUGCACAAGCUCCAGGUGCUGAAUUUAUGCGAAACACAAGUUUCAGAUAAAGGAAUUGCAGCACUUGCUUCCAUGACUAGCCUUCGCAAGUUAAAUCUCAACAGUACUAAACUUUCUGCCCACACAUUUGAGCGUCUGAAGCAGAAGUUGCCAGCACUGCAAGAAUUUGAUGUGAGAUAUACAGAAGCAUGGUGAAAAACAUUUGCACAAUAAUUGGGAACCAUUUGUGGUGGUGAUAUCAAGGAGUAGUUCGCAAAGAUGAAGAUGGUCACGAAGCUAACAAGCACAUAUCUUUGUAAUAUACAUGUAGUACCACAAUUAGGAAUUUUAUUGUUAAUGAAAAGCCUAUUCUCUAGUGUUCUACAAAUAUAUUGCAGAAACAGAAUCUAUAAACCACGUGGAAUGAAAAUGUUAAUACACUGCUGCAUGCUGAGCUGAAGCCAAGAGUGAAGCAGCAGUAUUUUUUACCAAUUAAAAUAAAAUGUUUGUAUUGACGAUAGAUAUGUUAACAUGUAUACUCCUACAAAUUUCUAUGGUAUGUCCAAUCUACAACAAAAUAAUGAAUUUAGAAGCGGGAUAUCUGUUUACCUAUAUAUUCUUACAGUUCACAAAGAUUCCAAUGUAUUUGCAAGCUGCACAUGUGGCUUCAUAGAUCACUGAUACAGGGAUGAAAGGUUGACCAAUCAGAGAAAAAACAGGAAAUUAAUAUAAUUUCACCUUGUUCAAAUUAAAAAUUUAUUAUGAAAUAACAAUUUCACAAUUUUUUACAGUCAAUAAAAUUGGUAUUUUUCGUCUAGAGAGAUGACAUUGAAUAAAGAUAUGAAAUUAUAAAUCAGGGCUCUUUUAAGACUGUUGCUCAUAUGCAGUAUGAUCAGUAACAUGUAGAAUAUUUUGUAAGAGAAAUCUAAAUAAUUUCCCACGUUGUUAUACUGUUGUUACCAGUGAGUCACAUACUCAACCAACAUGCUGCACCAAUUAUUGUUGCUCAGAAGUUGCUUUACUGUUUUGCUUAUCAAGAUUGACUUAUGAUUUAAAAAUUGUAUUAAUUUCUCAAGUAAAGCUUAAUAUUGAGUGUUGAGCAGAAAAAGGAUUUUCAUGCAUGAUGAUGUAAGAAUGAAUGACUAUGUGUGUUGGGUUUGAUGAUAGAGUAUACUUAGAAUGAGAAUACAACAGUACUGAAUCUAUUUAUUUGUCAAGUUAUUUAUUUAUUAUACUCUACAAUGUAAACAUGCUCUCAAGAGAUGCAACCAAGUUCUACAUUCAAGACUAUUGUCUAAAAGAUUCAUACAAAUGAAUAAACUGUUUAAUGUUAUUACACAUCUUGUGUUUAUUUUUCCCAAAAGGCUCGCAUUCCUCGGACUAGCAACACAGUAAUUGUUGCAAAUGGGGAAAUAAUUAAUCACAUCAUUCCACUUGAAA